Molecule: messenger RNA, 1927 nt
Organism: Hypoxylon trugodes
Lineage: Eukaryota; Fungi; Ascomycota; Sordariomycetes; Xylariales; Hypoxylaceae
Product: chaperonin Cpn60/TCP-1 family
Exons: 6
Coding region: 120-1754 (544 amino acids)
Biological process (GO): protein folding
Cellular component (GO): chaperonin-containing T-complex
Molecular function (GO): ATP hydrolysis activity; ATP-dependent protein folding chaperone; ATP binding
Source: RefSeq, a predicted model, not a curated record
GGUUAAAGCUCUCCAUCUCUUUAGUGCUUCUAAUUUGUGCCCCUCGAUACCAUCAACAACUAUUUUGACCCGACACCUACCUUUUCCUUUUGCAGCAAAUUGUUCUCUGUUAGAUCGUAAUGUCUGCUGCACAGCUCCUUAACCCUAAGGCCGAAUCUCGGCGGCGGGGUGAAGCUCUUCGAGUCAACAUCAGUGCUGGUGAAGGUCUACAAGAUGUUCUCAAGUCCAACCUAGGUCCCUUAGGGACUAUUAAGAUGUUGGUAGACGGUUCUGGACAGAUCAAACUUACAAAAGAUGGAAACGUCCUAUUGCGAGAAAUGCAAAUACAGAACCCUACAGCCGUCAUGAUUGCCCGAGCUGCUACCGCGCAGGACGAUAUUUGCGGUGAUGGAACGACGUCAGUUGUUUUGUUAGUGGGAGAACUUCUAAAGCAGGCAGACAGAUACAUCGCAGAAGGAUUACACCCUCGUAUUAUAACAGAAGGUUUUGAGAUUGCGAAGAACGAAUCCUUAAAGUUCCUAGACGAAUUCAAGCUACCGAAAGAAGUCGAUCGAGAACUCCUCCUAUCCGUCGCCCGAACGUCGUUAUCCACUAAGCUCAACGCGACACUCGCCCAAAAGCUAAUGUCCGAUAUUGUCGACGCCGUCCUUGCCAUCUACCAAGCUCCCGCCAAACCUGAUUUACACAUGGUCGAGAUUAUGAAGAUGCAGCACCGUACCGCCUCAGAUACCCAGCUCAUUCGUGGUCUGGCUCUAGACCACGGUGCUCGACACCCCGAUAUGCCUAAGCGACUUGAGAAUGCCUUCAUCUUGACGAUGAACGUCAGUUUGGAAUACGAGAAGUCGGAAAUUAACUCGGGCUUCUUCUACUCCAGUGCCGAGCAACGCGAUAAACUAGUCGAGAGCGAGCGCCGAUUCGUCGAUGCCAAGUUGAAGAAGAUCGUUGAGCUAAAGAAGGAAGUAUGCGGAAACGACCCCAAGAAGAGCUUCGUCGUCAUCAACCAAAAGGGUAUCGAUCCCCUCUCUUUGGACGUACUGGCCAAGAAUGGUAUCUUUGCUCUUCGAAGAGCUAAGAGGAGGAACAUGGAGAGACUUCAACUUAUUUGCGGCGGUAUCGCACAGAAUAGUGUAGAGGAUCUUUCUCCUGAUAUUCUUGGCUGGGCUGGUCUAGUAUACGAGCAACAGUUAGGUGAAGAGAAGUACACGUUCAUCGAGGAAGUUAAGGACCCCAAGUCCGUUACCUUGAUGAUUAAGGGCCCGAACGCACACACCAUUACACAGAUUACGGAUGCCGUUCGAGAUGGUCUACGCAGUGUAUACAACAUGAUUGUAGACAAGAGCGUGGUUCCUGGUGGUGGUGCUUUCCAGGUCGCUUGCGCAGCUCACCUAAAGAGCGAUGCGUUCAAGAAGACGGUCAAGGGCAAGGCUAAGUGGGGUGUCGAUGCGUUUGCUGAUGCCCUUCUGAUUAUUCCGAAGACACUGGCGGCUAACGCCGGUCACGAUAUCCAAGACGCACUUGCUUUACUUCAAGAUGAACACGCGGAUGGUAACGUCGUCGGACUGGAUCUAGUACUUGGUCAACCCAUGGACCCGACAUUAGAAGGUGUCUACGAUUCAUUCAGGGUGUUGAGAAACUGCAUCGCAUCCUCUUCGAGUAUUGCAUCGAAUCUUCUACUCUGCGAUGAGAUGUUGAAGGCACGCCAGAUGGGCAGACAAGGUGGUCCGGGACCAGGAAUGGAUGGCCCUGAGGAGUAAAUUAAGAAAAUGUGAAUGGAUGCGGACACGGCUAACUGAACUGAUACCACUGUACGUUAGACGCAAAAAAAAGGCGUUGCUAAUAGACGUGGAAUGAAUCACAGUGGUAGUGAAAAGUACCUGUUGGGACAUAUGCUCUGGUUCUUGUGUGCGUAAGAAUGUGUUACGUGAUC